CGUCGUUUCAACUCAUCUUUUAUUCUUCCUUUCAAAUUUUUACUUCUCUGUUUUCAAACUAGUUAUGAAUGAAUGAAUAUUAAAGGAACUAUUACUUUAUUUAUUUAUGCUUUCUUUUUCUUCUUCUUUGCAUACGAAGUGGUAAACACCAUUGAAACUGAAUACUCUGACACAUAACUCCGAGGUCUCGGGUUUUGCGAGUAAAAUGGCGCCAUCACUAACACAAGCUUGUUGUGUGGAAGAAAUAGUUGGAGAUUUUAAAUGGGGGAACAAAAGAGGAAUUGGUGUGAAGAAUAAAGAUACACAGUUCUAUGAUUCUUUUGUUUAUGAAGGUGUUGAGUAUUUUCUACAUGAUUGUGUUUAUUUUUACCACACUGAUCAUGUUGAAACUUCUAUUGGUAUGCUUGUCAAGAUGUUUGAGAAUGGUCGUAGAAAGAUGAUCAGAGUUGUUUGGUUCUUUCGUCCUUCGGAAAUUCGGAGUUUUCAUCGAAGUUAUCAGCCGAGUUGGAAUGAGUUGUUCUUGGCUUCUGGGAAAGGCAAAGGUCUUACCAAUGUCAAUUCCGUGGAAUCAAUUCUUGGAAAAUGCUGCAUAGUUUGCAGUUCAGAGGAUAAGAGAAAUCCCAAGCCAUCUGAAACAGAGUUAAAGAGAGCAAAUUUCUUUUUCAAAUGUACUUUCGAUGUUGAUAGGCUUGUAAUCGAUGAUAAAUUUCCAGAUAAGAUUGAUGGAAUUGAAGUGGAGCAAUUCUUUAAUAAGAAGAGGGAUAGAAAGACAGGUAACAGUGUGCAUCUUGAGGCAAAUAAAAUGUCUAAAGAUAUCACAAAGAUAAAGAUAAAGACUAUAACAUCGGAGAAUAUUAAACAUGAGGUUAAGACUAAGACCGCUCCUUCAGACAUCCUGCGUUGUAAAGUUGAAGGAACAGCUUCUGAGAUUGUCUCACCAAAGACAUUGUUAGAUUCUUCUCCAUUUAAAAAGAGGAAGGUCUUUGAAGAGAAGUCAAGACUUGGUCAUAGUAGCAACUCUCAAAAGAAAAAGGAAUUUAAUGAGAAGAAAGAGUUGCGACAGGAUGACAGUUAUAAUCCAACCAGGAAAGUUACGGAGGUGACUGAAAGGCCGAAUGCAGAGAAAAGAAAGUGGUUUAAGAAAAUGCCUUGGGAAGAAAGACUACAGAAAGCUCAAGAGCUGGGUACCCUGGUUUUGCUGAGUGAUCUGGAUCCAUCCUACACGUCGUUUGAAGUAGAGGAUCUUGUUUGGCAUGCGCUCAAAGAAAAGGUUGAGGCAAGGAUGAUAGAAUUGAGCCCGACGUCCAAUACAUACUAUGGUAGAGCAUUGGUUAUUUUCAGAUCAAAAGAUGCAGCUGAAAAUGCAAUAUCUGAGUUGACCAGCAGAUGCCUUGUUCUUGAAGGCGGGAGAGUUGUCACUGCCGAGAAGGGAAAAGUAAGAGAGCCACUCAAGCAAAGCACACUCACAGGCCAUCUGUCGAUUAGUAGAGCUGCGCUUCACAAGCAAAGAGAGAUGAGAAAUGCUGUAUCAACAUCACAUUGUUCACAGUCUAAUACAAUUGAAUAUGCGAUGGCCAUCGAAUGGGCACAUCAAUAUGAUAAGUCAGAAGCAUGUUGGAAGUACAUAUGUGAGGUGGGGCAUUUUUUUUUUUUCCGCCAAUGUCAGAUAGGUAAUGUGAAGAGGAAACUUAGAAGAGAAGAGACAGCAUAUUUUUUUGAAGCCUGAUAGUUUUUUUUAAAGAUAAAUAUGAAUUUACAAUAUUUGUUUUUCUCCCAUUGUAACCGAGAAUUUUGGCAGGGAAACAUGAUUUAGUUGUGUUUCCGUAGAUACAAGGAAACCACUCGUGUUUCAGCUGUUUCUACAUUUUUUUUUAUCAAUGUUAGUACAUUGCAUUCUGAACAACUUGAUUGCAAAUUAAUAUUGCAAUUUUUUUUU
Messenger RNA from Medicago truncatula (barrel medic), 1936 nucleotides. Its product is annotated as protein ANTI-SILENCING 1. The coding region runs from base 206 to 1726 and encodes 506 amino acids. Gene Ontology annotation, molecular function: RNA binding; chromatin binding. The transcript has 9 exons. NCBI's taxonomy places the organism in Eukaryota, Viridiplantae, Streptophyta, Magnoliopsida, Fabales, Fabaceae. The record is from RefSeq and is a predicted model, not a curated record.